CUCUUUCUCUUUGCCUUGCGACAGCGUUUCGGCGUUUCGAAGUUCUGGCGCACCGUUGCCACGACACUCCCCCACCCCCCCACACUCGACACGACACGACACGACACGCAACGACACGACACGACACGACCCGGCUCGACGCCUCCUAAAGAGGGCAAUGCAAGGCCACACAACACAACACAACACAACACAACACGACAAAAGACAACACAACAUGACAGUAGACAAUGCGACGUCACUCGUCUCAGACUGAAAGUGGCUUUCCGUCCGUGA
Molecule: messenger RNA, 273 nt
Organism: Protopolystoma xenopodis
Lineage: Eukaryota; Metazoa; Platyhelminthes; Monogenea; Polystomatidea; Polystomatidae
Source: the annotation of a GenBank genome assembly